AUGUCGGCAAUGGAUGUAUUCUGGGCAGCUCCGCCUAUUUCAAGGACUUUGGCUACUGGGGCCUUGACUCUUUCGAUCUUGGUCUACACUCAUAUUCUCUCAGGUUAUCAUGUCAUGUUCUUAUUGCAACCUAUAUUGCAAUUCCCGCCUCAAAUAUGGCGACUGAUUUCUCCCUUUCUCGUCACUGGCCCAGACUUGGGUAUUCUCUUCGACACAUACUUUCUGUACACUUAUGGAAGCAAGCUUGAAACAGCUUCGCCUAGAUUCUCUCAACCAGGAGAUUUCUUGACAUAUGUAUUGUUUGUUUGUGCGACGAUCUUGGGAUUAAAUGUAUUCAUAACAGGUGGUGUCAUCUUUACAUCCGCAUUGGUAUUGGCUUUCGCAUAUACAUCGACACAAGAUGAUCGUGGCAUGAAAGCUACCUUUUUCGUCGUCACCAUUCCAGCACCAUGGAUUCCAUAUGCCAUGCUCCUAAUGACCUUUGUGAUGGCCGGCCCCGGCCCAGCAAAGAUUCAAGUUACCGGUCUUGUUGCCGCUCAUUUGCAUGAUUUCUUGACAAGACUUUGGCCUAUAUUUGGUGGCGGAAGAAAUUUUGUUCCAACCCCGGGUUUCAUUCGGAGAGCUUUUCAAACAACACAAACCACUGUCACUGAAAGAUCUUAUGGAACUGCGGUUGCACAACCACAACGAUCUGCCAAUGCUCCUAGCUCAUCUGGCAGUGUUCUACCAGAAUCGUGGAAGGCUCGUGGCUCAGGACAUAGAUUAGGAGGAGGUGAUUGA
Messenger RNA from Botrytis porri, 780 nucleotides. RefSeq lists its product as uncharacterized. The record is from RefSeq and is a predicted model, not a curated record. Bases 1 to 780 code for a protein of 259 amino acids. NCBI's taxonomy places the organism in Eukaryota, Fungi, Ascomycota, Leotiomycetes, Helotiales, Sclerotiniaceae. Gene Ontology annotation, cellular component: endoplasmic reticulum membrane; Hrd1p ubiquitin ligase ERAD-L complex. Gene Ontology annotation, molecular function: ubiquitin-specific protease binding; misfolded protein binding. Gene Ontology annotation, biological process: endoplasmic reticulum unfolded protein response. The transcript is spliced from 4 exons.